AUGGCAAUCAGCUUCGGGUACGGGGUGCUGGCUGCGUUCUUCGCCAUAACAGCCGUCUUCGCAAGCCCUGUCGCCCUCCCGGACGUCAAUACCUCCUCCACACAAGCUCACACGCAAAGAGACUUCAUGAUCAACAAGAACACCCAAUACAGUAGCCUGGGCUACACCUGGCCCAAUAACAAAGUCACAUGGUGCCUCAACGCCGACAAAGAGGCCGACUACAAAACCGUCCGCGAUAUCGCGGACAAGAGCUGGAAGAAGUGGAAGGACGUAAUUGGCGAAAAGUCCAGCCUCAAGUUCGCGCCCGUCGACGACAAGGAGCUUGAGUGUAAGAAGUACCGCGGCAAGGUGGACAUGUGGGAGAUCACGCUCAACUACAAGAUGCACGCCGGGUCUGCCCACUCGGGCUACAUGUACCAGGACAACCGGCUGAAUUUCGACCCGCGCCCUAUCUACAGCGCCAUGGACGCCGUGGUCAACUUCGCGCACGAGAUGGGCCACGCCUUCGGGCUGCUGCACACGCACCAGCGGCCCGACGCCUGGCCGUCGCUACUGAAGCUCAACUGCCGGAACCUCCGGGACUACGACAGCCUGGCGAAGAAGAUCGGCAAGGGCAAGGUGGACGAUAUAUGCAAGACACUGAACCGGCGGUCGGCGGCCGCGGAGGGCUUCUCGGCCGCGGAAUUGCUGCCUUACAGCAACUACAUGAAGGACACGUCGAAGGAGAUCGUCCAGAACGGCGACUUCGACUGGGACUCCAUCAUGCUCUACAAUUCGGAGGCCGGCGCCAAGGACGGCACGUUGGCGCUGGUCAAGGAGAACGGCUCGAAGAUUGGGAUCAACACGGAGGUGUCUAAAGGAGACGGCAAACAGAUCGAAAACCUGUAUCCCAAAGGGAAGUGA
This is a messenger RNA of Anthostomella pinea, 903 nucleotides long. The record is from the annotation of a GenBank genome assembly. Lineage: Eukaryota; Fungi; Ascomycota; Sordariomycetes; Xylariales; Xylariaceae.